Molecule: messenger RNA, 3420 nt
Organism: Strongylocentrotus purpuratus (purple sea urchin)
Lineage: Eukaryota; Metazoa; Echinodermata; Echinoidea; Camarodonta; Strongylocentrotidae
Product: protein ZGRF1-like
Exons: 19
Coding region: 135-3275 (1046 amino acids)
Biological process (GO): double-strand break repair
Cellular component (GO): nucleus; site of double-strand break
Molecular function (GO): zinc ion binding; helicase activity
Source: RefSeq, a predicted model, not a curated record
CACUACAUCAUGCACACCAGAAUAGAACACAAAGUGCAAUUGGGAAGACUGGUUCCCAGACACAGUCAGGAGAUGCACUUAUAAGAGGAGUACCUAGUAGAGAAGUGAAAAAGGGGUUCAGGACACCAGUCUCCAUGAUGUCAAAUAUUGGAAUGCGUGGUGACCUCAACUUUCCAGCGGCGGACACGGUACAUAGUGGAUCAGUACGUCAGAGAGAGAUCGUGAUACCAGUCUCCUUUCCUAGUGUGUCAAGUUACAAGCAGAUUAUGACCGAGGCUGUCAAAGAGCAUUUGAACAUCCUCCUCCUCGAGCUCUCCCACCGCUACCACUCCACCAUGGAGAAAGCUGACAUCACGUCUUACACCAAGACCCAUCACGGGGGAAACCCCUCAGAGAGGACCGGUGGUGGAGGGGGGAAUCCCCCAUGCAAGCAUGGCCAACCAGCCAAGAUGGUGUGUGUCAAGAAGGAUGGUCCUAACAAAGGCAGGAUGUUCUACGCCUGCAACAAUCAACGGGAGAAUCAGUGCAAGUUCUUUGUAUGGGCGGAUCAGCAUGCAGCGCAGGCACCACAAACUUCAACUCAACAACCCUCACAGUCCAGAGCUAAGAUUGCUCUUCACAAUGCUGAAAGCAUUGAACAGUUUGCCAGGACCAACCAGGUUCAUCUCUACUGUGAAUGCCAGUUGAGUCGCAGAGGCAGUUUGAAUGAGGGACCCUUGGGAUCAGCACCGGCUUGGAUUAAGAAGUACAGAGCACAGCGAGUGAACAACACCACCAAAAAGAUGUACAUCAAGUUAGACAGAAAAGAACACUCAUCUACCUAUGCCAAAGAUGACCUGUGGAUCAUCACUCAAGAUUUGACCUUUGACCCAUCAAGUUCCUUUGUUGCCAAGAGCAUGUUCCAUGGGCCAUCCUCCACCAGUGAGAUUGAGAUUGAACCGCUGACUGGAUACUCACCCUCAAACUGGUCUACAGACGGUUCAGUGUACGGAAUCUUGGCUUGCAAUGCUAGCUCCGAGUUAACUUGUCUUGGAAACCUACAGGAAUACGUCAACCCCAGAACAUUCCCCAUCCUGCCCCAUCUCAUCAGUUGUGAACCUGAGAGGAACCCAUCUUCCCUGCAUGGACCUGCCUUUGUGAAACCAUCAAGGUCACGUUGCCUCAAUCUCCCAGCAUCGCUCAUCAUUGAGCUAGUUGAAGAUACCAUCAGAUUGUACCACUUGAAUCCAGACCAGUCAUCAGCUUUACAUCAGGUAGCUGGUAUGGUGGGAGGAGACGAUCCACCUGUUACACUCAUUCACGGUGUGUUUGGUGCUGGUAAGAGCUACCUGCUGGCUGUCAUGGUCUUGUUCUUGGUCAAGCUUUUCAAGCUCAGCGAGGAGAGUGAGACCACUGGUCAAGAGGGUGGAUGGAAGGUCCUCAUUGCAUCCACCACCAAUGUAGCGGUAGAUAGGAUUCUCCUUGGACUUCUUGAGCUAGGAUUUGAGGAUUUCAUUCGUGUUGGCAGCCUGAGAAAAAUAGCUAAACCUGUCCUACCAUACAGUGUCCAUGCCUCAGACAAGGAGAACCAAGAGAUGAAAGAGUUACAGGAGAUGUUAAAGGGAGACCUCACCGUCAACGAGAAGCAGUUUGUGAGGAAGAGCAUCGAGAGACACAGGCUCGGAAAGAACAAGGAGAUGCUCUCCCAGGUCAAGGUCAUUGGGGUCACGUGUGCAGCGUGCAGCUUCCCUUGCAUCAAGAAUCUAACCUUCCCUGUUGUGUUGCUUGAUGAAUGCAGUCAGAUGACCGAGCCAUCAUCCCUCCUCCCAAUGGCCCGGUUUGGAUGUGAGAAGCUUGUUCUGGUCGGAGACCCACAUCAGCUCGACCCUACCAUCCAGGGAUCAGAGUCAGCGCACAAGUCAGGACUUGAACAAACCCUCUUUGAUAGACUUUCACUCAUGGGCUAUGAUCCCAUCAUGCUGAGGACACAGUACCGCUGCCAUCCCUGCAUCAGUAGCCUUGCUAACACACUCUUCUAUGAUGGCCAGCUUUUGGAUGGUGUCAUAGAAGAAGACAGACCUCCUUUACUGCCCAACCUCCCAACCCUAUGCUUCUUCAACAUCUCCCACGGUCGUGAGAUGAGUGCGAGGGAUGGUAGCUACUUCAACGACCCCGAGGCAAGCUUUGUGGUGUUCCUGAUCAGCAGCAUGAUGGAGAUGGGGAUUUCCCCUUCCGAUGUAGGGGUCAUUACACUUUACAAGGCUCAAGUCAGCAGGAUCAGGAUGCUGCUACAGACAGCAAGUACCCAGAACAGUAGUGAACUGAAAGCCAUCCAGAUAUCGACAGUAGAUGCUUUCCAAGGAGGGGAGAAGUCCAUCAUCAUCUUGUCUUGUGUCAGGACUCAGAGAGUCGGAUUCAUUGACUCUGACAAACGAACCAAUGUUGCACUGACCAGGUCCAAGAACCAUCUUCUGAUUGUUGGAGGGAUGAAGAUGCUUUCAGAUAACCAGCUCUGGGGAGAGAUCGUCCACAAAUGCCAAGAAAGAUCAGAUGGAAUCCAGGAUUCCAAGGCCUUCCAGAAGCAGUGGGAGGAGAGACUGAGGGAACUGAAACAAGAUGCUGACCUGGAACCGGCAGAGAGACCUAGAAGAACGAGGGGUAAAAGAAGAAAGCUGGAAAGGAGCGAGAGAGAGCAUUCCCCUGCCAUGUCACUGGAUAGCAUUGAUGAAGAUUUUGUAAGCAGUGUAUCACCAAGUGUAUCUGGAAUUAGCAAUGCUUGCAAGCCCGCCGUCUUAGAAAUGGACUGUUCUAAGAACACAUUGCUGCACCCUACAGGAUCACCCAUUUCAUCCAUAGGGUAUGAUGACUUGCCUUGUAUAGAUCUGAGCACCCCGCCUGAAGAUGAGAGACUGAGCAAUGCCAGAUUAAAAAUGGACUGUAUGGCAUCGCCCCGCUCACGAGAAGUUGUAUCUGCAACUAUACCCGUCGCUUUUCAAGUGGACAACACUACAUACUCACCUCAUCCGUAUUCAGAAGGGCAUGACUUGCCCCUAGUUAACCUGGAUACCGUACCAAAAGACAAGGACAUUGGCGAUGCUAAACGGGGCGCAAAUCACGAGGAAUCUUCCGAUUCUGAAGGAGUCGUUUCCCAGGGGAGGAGAGUUCCUGUCGUACAGGAACCCUCAGAAAUGCCAGAUGCCAGUAUCUCCUACUCUCCUCUGGAACACGUGGUAGAUUCAGAUUCAGAAGAGAGCGAUGAGGACCUCCCUAACUUUAACAUUGGGAAUAUCUUAUGAUGAUGCUAGUCUUCUAUGCCAAAAAGGUCAUUACGAAGGUUCAUUGACACAAAGACGUAACUCCAUGUUUUGCCAAAACGAGUAUUUGAUAUCAAAAUGUUCAGAAGAAUGUGGGCUUUCCAGGAAACACAAGACUUAACUCCAC